AUGAGUUUAUCGGAAGUAGCUUUCAAAAAUUCCCUCGAUGAAGAUUUAAAUAUUGAGUUGUGGAUAGAUGCUGCUGACAAUUUCAAAAAUGAAAGUUCUGCAGAACUAUUUUCUUCAAAUUUAAACAACUUAAAGGUUGAAAAAAAGAAUAUUGUUAAUAGAAUAAAUAAAGGAAGGAAGUUAAGGAACAAAAAAGUUUCAUAUAGAAAAUUACCUGAUACUCAUGACAGGUCAAUUGAUACUUCGAAUAGUGGUAGGACGUCAUUAAUUCUAAAAAAACUUGAUAGAUAG
Messenger RNA from Cryptosporidium ubiquitum, 291 nucleotides. RefSeq lists its product as uncharacterized. The record is from RefSeq and is a predicted model, not a curated record. The transcript has a single exon. Lineage: Eukaryota; Apicomplexa; Conoidasida; Eucoccidiorida; Cryptosporidiidae. Bases 1 to 291 code for a protein of 96 amino acids.